Messenger RNA from Meira miltonrushii, 763 nucleotides. RefSeq lists its product as uncharacterized. Bases 103 to 600 code for a protein of 165 amino acids. NCBI's taxonomy places the organism in Eukaryota, Fungi, Basidiomycota, Exobasidiomycetes, Exobasidiales, Brachybasidiaceae. The record is from RefSeq and is a predicted model, not a curated record. The transcript is spliced from 2 exons.
CCCGAAAAUGCCAAGAAAACCGGAUCAUUAGAGGUAUAAAAGCGGCAAGACUUGAGAUCACAACUCACUCCACUACCCCAUCUUCCUACUGUUCAGUUCAGCAUGUACGUUCCAGUUCAACCAUUCUCCCCAAACGGAGUAGCAUCGAAAUUGCUCACUUGGUACCUCACCCGUAUCAACCUUAACGGUGUUACCAUUAGCCAAGGAAAUAUCACCUGUACAGGUUCAUCAAACUGUGUUAUUCCUCUUUUUGAUGAACGGAUCAUGGCGCUCUCCGUUUUGGAUAAAACGCAUGCGCAAUGCACAAAGAAAUUUAAAGGACAAAACGAUAAUAUCGAUCGUUAUUCAGGUAUUUGCAAACGUGAUAAUUACGGCAACGAUAUUGCGGACGUCUUUCUUGCCGAAUGCAAGUCGAAUGUAGACGACUACGUCCUCAUUACGUACAACAAGGAUAACAGCAAUUUUACUGCAAAUGGCAACGCCCGUGCCUUAUUCAGCCCAAUUCGAGUCGGCGCAAUCGAUCUUUACAAAACUCAACAAGUCAGCAACGAUGUUUCAUCUGAUGUGUAUUUGUACUGUCCAACGUCUGGUGUUGUAUGAUUAGCUGUCAUAAUAUGUGAUCUCAUUACCAGUCUCUAUACAUCUUCCUCUCUAUCAAUCACUCGCGAUCUUUUGCAUUCACGCUGCUUUCACCUGCUUUUGCGUCCCCGUCACUCCAAUCUCCCUUUUCCAGCAGUUGACGUAUCAAAUCAAUGCAUCGCUU